Messenger RNA from Drosophila innubila, 1215 nucleotides. RefSeq names its product cell cycle negative regulator roughex. The record is from RefSeq and is a predicted model, not a curated record. The coding region runs from base 75 to 992 and encodes 305 amino acids. The transcript has 2 exons. NCBI's taxonomy places the organism in Eukaryota, Metazoa, Arthropoda, Insecta, Diptera, Drosophilidae.
AGCAGUAAAUAGAGAAGCGUGUAAAUUAUUUAUUUUUAUUUUAUAUAUUUUAUAUGUGAAUAUUAUCACAGAAAAUGGAAGAACAUGAAGCAACGCCAACAAAAAUGAUGCGUCGUUUCGUCGAGUGCGUCGACGAGGGAGACAUGCGCAGAGAGCUGAGCGAGGGCUGCAUACUCAACAUAUUUGCGCGCUGCGUUAAAGGCGUCGCUGCCGUCAGCGGUUUUAUGCGCACGCAGCUAACGGGACGUUACAAGCAUCUGGACUUUAAAAAUGCCAAUUUGUGUGAUGCAUCACAGGAGUUAAUUCUGAAUAAUCGUUAUGAACGCAGCUUUCAAGUGCUGCGGCGUCGUCUGAACGCUAAACGUAGCCCUGGACUGGAAGACGUUGCACCAGGGCUGCAUCAACGCGCCGAGAGUGACGACGAUGCUGAUAGCGCGGCAAAGGUGACAGAUUUAAAACAGUUGGCAACACCUACAAAGUUGUCAGCGGAAUCGAUAAAGCUGCAAUAUAUUGAAUCAAUUGGCGUGCUUGAGGCACAUGAGCACAGCGUUGAUGAUGAUGGCGGCAUCUCGUUUGAAUCGCCAUGCAAAGUAAAGCUGACAUUGGGUUAUCACAGGAUUGGCGAUUCGCUUAUGCCCGAUAUAUGUCUAGUCAUCUAUGAGAAGUUUUCCAGCCGAACACGAGCACGAACUUGGCGCAGUCUUCGGCAAGUGCAUACCGAUGAUGAGGAGGCUGGCGAGGUGGAGGGGGAAAGAGAGCGGGAGAGCGGAGAGCCCGCAACGCGCUCUGUGCGUCGUGCGCUCUUUUCCAGUGGCGCCGACUGCGAGGAAUCGGAUGACUCCAUUGGCUGUGUCAAUCAGUCUGCCAGUGUUGACAAUACUCCCACUCCCGUUCCCAUUUCCACUCCCAAUUCCAAGCCAGGGCUGACACCGCGCAAGCGCCUGCAUAAAAAGGAUCCACAUAAAAACUCUAAACGCAGCAUGCGUUUUUAAUCGAUUAUCAAACGAAUUUUCAAAUUCAAUAGCUAAAUUUUUGCAUUAAUAUCAUUGUAAUUAUACCAUCUUAUUGUACAAAACAUACAAAUUGUACAUACACACAUAUGGAUGUGUUAUAGAAGACUGAUGUACUUAUGGGAUAGUUCCCAGUUGUAAUGUUUAUAUGCGAUUUACAUAUACAUACACAAAAUAACACUGUUUUUACAUAUUUCAAUAUCAA